This is a messenger RNA of Aethina tumida (small hive beetle), 1310 nucleotides long. RefSeq names its product NSFL1 cofactor p47. The coding region runs from base 100 to 1185 and encodes 361 amino acids. Gene Ontology annotation, cellular component: nucleus; cytosol. Gene Ontology annotation, molecular function: ubiquitin binding. The transcript has 3 exons. Gene Ontology annotation, biological process: proteasome-mediated ubiquitin-dependent protein catabolic process; membrane fusion; nuclear membrane reassembly. The record is from RefSeq and is a predicted model, not a curated record. Lineage: Eukaryota; Metazoa; Arthropoda; Insecta; Coleoptera; Nitidulidae.
UCUGCAUAAAGUGUCAUUUUUUACCAACUGUUAAAUUCAUCGUAGAGACUGACUAGUCAUAGUUUGAAUCGAAGAAUAUUAAUAAUUUCGUUUAGAAGUAUGUCGGACCAAGAGGAAAAAAUAUCACAAUUCGUUGGAGUGACAGGAGUCAACGAUCAGCGAGCUCGUUUUUUCUUGGAGUCUUCCGGUUGGCAAGUUGAGGUGGCCUUAGCUAGUUUCUACGAAAACGACAGUGAAGAAGCCGAAUCUGCUGAACCGCCUGCUAGAGAACCGCCACAGUCAACUAUUAUCCAGAAGAAACCUGCUCCAAAACCGAAGAGCUCCAAUUUACACACUUUGAACACUCUGACUACCACAAGUGAUGAUGAAGAAGAGGGACAAGCCUACUAUGCCGGGGGUUCGGAGAACAGCGGUCAGCAAGUGCUUGGACCACCCAGAAGGAGGAGCAUUGUUUCAGAUAUGUUCAGAUCAGUUCAGGAACAUGGAGUGGAAAUUGUGGAUGAAGCAGCACACAGCACUUCUUCAAGAAUUUUUUCGGGAACUGGCUACAAAUUAGGCCAAGAUGGUAAUGACUCUGAAGUCAUACCUGGAGCUGCUCAACCAGCACAACCCCGUCAAGUUACUUUAAGAUUGUGGCAAAAUGGUUUUAGUGUUAAUGAUGAAGACCUACGUUUGUAUACUGAUCCACAAAACAGAGAUUUCUUAGAAUGCAUUCAAAGGGGGGAAAUUCCCUCAGAAUUCAGACAAGAUAACAAUGAGUUUAUUCAUUUAGCUAUGGAGGACCAUAGAAUGGAGAACUUCAGAAAGAUAGUGAAGAAAGGAGUGAAGGCAUUCCAAGGACAGGGAUACACUUUAGGAAGCCCAGCCCCACCAGUGGUUGGAGCAAGUAAUGAGGAGGAUAAACCUGCUAAUGAAGCCAAAGCAAAGGAAACUAUCAAUGUGGAUGCUUCUAAACCUACUACAAAUUUGCAGAUUCGGUUGGCUGAUGGAUCACGACUUGUUGGUCAAUUCAAUCAUGAUCAUACUGUCGCCAAUGUUAGGAAUUAUAUUACAAUUGCCAGGCCUCAGUACCAAACCCAGCAGUUCAACCUUCUAUCAACCUAUCCAUCUAAAAUUUUAGAUGAUUCACAAAGUUUGGCUGAAGCUGGACUUCUAAAUGCGGCAAUUAUGCAAAAAUUGAUAUAAAAAUACUGUAGAGUGUAUUAUCUAAACUAGGUUAUUUUUCUUUCUUAAAUUAACAAUCAAAAUGUUAUUAUAGGUUGCGACACUUAUUCUGUUUAUUUAUUUUGUUUAAUAAACAAUUAAUCACA